Messenger RNA from Ylistrum balloti, 10560 nucleotides. Its product is annotated as AT-rich interactive domain-containing protein 4B-like. The record is from RefSeq and is a predicted model, not a curated record. Gene Ontology annotation, biological process: regulation of transcription by RNA polymerase II. Lineage: Eukaryota; Metazoa; Mollusca; Bivalvia; Pectinida; Pectinidae. The coding region runs from base 52 to 5043 and encodes 1663 amino acids. Gene Ontology annotation, cellular component: nucleus. Gene Ontology annotation, molecular function: transcription cis-regulatory region binding. The transcript has 23 exons.
UCUUGUGGGAAGUGUUCCGUAGACUUUGAGGGUCUUCCGUGAAAAAUCAAGAUGGCAGGGGAUGAUCCCCCAUUCCUUGUGGUAGGAACUGAAGUCAGUGCGAAAUAUCGAGGAGCCUUUUGCGAAGCAAAAGUAAAGAAGUUGGUGAAAUGUGUGAAGUGUAAGAUAUUUCUGAAGGAAACCCAGUCAUCACUUGUUGUCACUGAUGAUGGCGUGAGAGGAAUCCUGAAGAAUGGAUCUACAGUAGAAGUUAAAAAUCCGGAGACAGGCAUGUUAACCGAAGGUGUCAUCAGUAGACUUACAGACACCAGCAUGUAUACUGUUGUGUUUGAUGAUGGUGAUGAGAAAACACUGAGGAGGACUCAACUCUGUUUAAAAGGAGAAAAGCAUUUCAUUGAAAGUGAGACUUUGGACAAUCUGCCUCUGUCUCAUCCAGAACACUUUGGAACUCCUGUGAUGAACAGCAAAAAGGCGAAGCGUGGAGGAAGACAUAGCAUGGGAAAUGAUGAAGAAGAAGAUACAAGCUCUGAUGAAAGUAUCCCUAAACGUGCUGUGUACAAGGGCAGGUUACAGAAUCUGGUAGGGAAGGUGAUGUUGACUGAGAUGGGAGACAAGCGUAAACAACAGGUGCCUGUCUUAGUGGUUCUGCCAGAUGCUCACACCACUGAACUACGCACCAAGGAUCACCUGCUUAUCAAAUCAUUCAAAGAUGGCAAAUUCUACUCAGUGGCUCGUAAAGACAUGAAGGAGUUUUCCAAGGAUACAGUGCAGAAAAAUGAAGAUAAAUCUUUGAAAGCAGCUUUUGAGAAAUGCAUCGCCUAUUAUGACAACCAAGACCUGCCGACCUCUUGGGAGAGAGAUGAGCUCCUGGGAACAGAUGAAGAAGAAAUAACAGAUGAUGAAGAGUCCUCUGAUGAUGAGCCAAGUGAAGAGAAGGACAGAUUUGUAGCUCAGCUGUACAAAUUUAUGGAUGACAGAGGUACCCCAAUCAACAAGGGACCAACACUUGGAAAUAAAGACCUGAAUCUGUAUAAGCUCUUUAAAGUAGUACAGAAUAUUGGUGGAUAUAACAAGGUGACAAACCAACUGAAAUGGCGAGGUGUUUAUGCAAAGAUGAGUCUACCCCCUUCAAACACAGCUUCACAUCAAAUCAAGAAUGCAUAUAAGAAGUACCUUCAUGCAUUUGAAGAUUUUUAUCGUAAACUUGGUAGCUCUAUGGGAACAAUCAGCCGGCCUGGGAGGAGUAGAAGUCACUCUGGUAGGGGGAUACAUGUACCUUUCAAGAAGGAACCUGAAAAGAAAGGAAAAGAUUUAGUAAAGAAGGACGAAGUCAAGGAGUCAGAAGAAAAGCCUGAGUCAGAUACUGGGGAGAUAGAGGGAAAAGAGGCUCAGGAGACAGUAGUUAAAAGGGAACGUUCACCUAUGAAGCGAAUCAUGAGACACGAAGUAACACCAAAGGUAGAUGAGAAAGCAAAGAAAGAAGAAGUAAAGGAAAAGAAGGUUGAGAAAGAGGAAUCAACACCUGUAAAGAAAAUAGUGAAAAAAGAAACUGUAAAAAAGGAUCCCGAUAGUGGUAAAAAGACCGCUAAGACAGUGAAAAAGGAAAAGGAAGAAGAAAAGAAAGCCAGGAAAGAGAUGUUAGCAGAUCAGCAGAAGGAAAAGGCAAACGAGGAAAAGGUGAAGGAGAAAGCUCCACAGGAAAAAAAGGUUGUACGGAGACGGUCUAUGAGGAAAGAUGAGAAAGAAUCGGACUCGAAAGGCGAUGAAGAAAGUUGUAAGGAAGAGGAGGUGAAGAAAGAGAAACCCGUUGAGAAAGAAACUAAAGUAAAAGCUAAGCUUGUCGUCAAAGAAGAUAAGAAAGAUAAAAAGGAAGAUAAGAAAGAGGACAAGAGAGAAGUGAAAAUAACAAGAAAAGAGUUAAAGAAAGUUGCCAAAGCAGAAGAGGAACAAAUAGAAGUUGAGAAACCUAAGGUAGGGAAGAAAGAUGGAAAGAAAGCUAAAGUAGAGGAAGAUAAGUCUGAGGGAAGUGAGUCAGAGAAGCCAAAAGGUAUGCAGAAGAAGGAAGUGCUGAAGAAAGAGGAUCAGGAUAAUGAAGGAAGCUCUGGUGGAUCUAAGAAAGAAAUCAAGGAAGCCAGGAUAGAGAAAAUGCAGGUAGAUGAGGAUAAGGAAGAGGAGGGUGAUGAGUCUGAAUCAGAAAGGAAAUGGGCUGAAGAUGUGGAAACCAAAACCGAUAUCAAUGCUGAAUUUCCCAACGGUACUAGGCUUCAGGUUCGCUACGGACGAGGCAGAAAUCAAAAGGUUUAUGAUGCUAAGGUUGUAGAAGCAGGUCUGGACAGUUCGCAGGUGCAGUACUUGGUACAUUAUGCAGGAUGGAACAUGAGGUAUGACGAGUGGAUCAAGCCUGAGCGCAUUGUGAAUGUCAUCAACAGGCCCGACUCGGACAAGAAAAUGAAGGACUGUUCACCAAAAUCAUCAAAGCAGCAGAUGCAGAUUAUCAAUAAAAAGAGAGGCCGGCCUGGUUCAACCCUAUCACAGCCUAGCCCACCAAAGCCCACCAUCAUCGUGGAAUCGCGUCCUGGACCUGUGAAACCCAGGUCACCAGCAUCGAGCACAAAACCAAAGUCCAGACCCACCAGAUCCAACAGUGUAGAAUUUAAAGUCAUAGAUGGAUUACCACCUAAGUGGAGGCGGACAAGGAGAAACUCCGGUGUUACAGAAUCUGAUGUCAAUUCUCAAGGUUCAGAUUCAGAGGACUUUGAUCCAUCUGACCUGGAUGCAGAUGAAAAGGAGGAUAUGUCUGCAAGUUCACCAGAAAUGGAAGAAUUAGAGAAAGACACAAGUAUGGACUCGUUUGAUGAGGAUGAAGACAAGGGAAAGGAAAGGGAGGUCGAUGUAUCCUUAGAUAUGCCAAAGCUGGAAAAGAAGGAAGAUGAACCAGAACUUUCAAAUCUAAAAGAAAUCAAAGAUGUCUCUGCAGAACCAAAAUCAAAAUCCCAAGUCAUAAAGACAUCUAAUAAUGUAGAGGUUACAGUUGAUGAUGAUACCACUGUAACAGCAGAGGUCGAUAAGCAGGAGGGGGAAAAACCAGAAAACGACCCCCUGGAAUCUGCUCCUCUGUUAGAGGCAGUGGAGGAUCUUCCUGUGCAAGCAGCAGCAGAACCAGAAGGCCAGGAUACUUCCUCACUUGAAGUAAAUUCGUCAAAAAAGGAUGUGUUUAAAUGGGACAUAGACGAGGAUGAGGGAGACGGAGCUACAACAAAAGAAGCUGCAGCUGAUGCUGCAGAUUCCUUACAAGAGCCUGAAAAUACCUCGUCGGACAUUGUGUCAGAAAAUGUGGAAAAUGAUGAGGAUAUGCCACCUGUGAUUGCACCUGUUUUAGAGAAACAGGUGGACCAGAAGGAAGUUUUGAAUGUUGACAUUGACAAACCAGCUCCAGAAAUUCGACCUGAAGUUAUCACAGAGAAGCAACAAGAAAAAGUAGAGAAAGUAGCUCCUGUUAGUGACGUUUUCGAUAAAUUUGAAUUUCGGGAUGAUGAGGAAGAAAUAACUUUACCUGACCUAAGAGCAGAAGCAGAGAAAGAAUUGAAGGAAAAACUGAAGCAAGAAGCUGUGGAGAUGGAAAAGAGAAUAGUGAAAGGUAAGAAGAAGGAGAUAAAGGAAAAGAAAGAAUGUAAAGAAAAGGAAAAGAAGGAAGUAAAAAAAGGAAAGAUGACCAUGGCAGAAAGAAAAAUGGUUAUAUUACCUGAAGGAACACCAGAGGUUGAAUAUGAACCUCCACAGAAAAAAAUGAAAGAAGAAAAACCGCCAGUGGAGAAGAUUCCCGAGGCAUCUACUGAGACAGCCAUGUCAACAUUAGACAAAGUGAUCAGCAGUGUAUGUGAUAAAGCCAGGGAGUUUGUGAUGGAGGAGACAGAGGGGGAAAAGAAAAAAGUUAAGAAAAAAGUAAAGAAAAAAGAAGCAGAAACAGUUACUCCAGAGGUUAAAAAAGAGACGACACGGAAGGAAUCUGGUAAAGGUCUGAAGGUAGUAAAAAGUGAGAAAAUUCCUAAUAAAGGCAAAGGUAAAAAGAAUAGAGAAGGUGGCGAAGGAGAAACGGAACAAAUAAUGGACAGUUCAGGUGGAACUUCAGUCAAAACCGACAGUAAAAAUGAGUGUUCAAUGUCUCCAUCAAAUUCAUCACAUGAUGUGGGCAGUGAUAAAACUAAAGCUGUGAUAAAUCCUUCUUUAGACAGUAACCUACAGAUGCUUUCGGGCGUGGAACUUUUGUCAGGUAUAGCUUUAAUGAAUGCAAGCGAGGUGAUCAGUGGUAGAAUGGACUUUGGGGAUCCUUCAAAGGAAGCGAGUAAUAGCUCUGCUGUGAAUACUGUGUUAGACAACACCCCACCUACCACACCUGAGCAUGAUGACUCAGAUGGUGCUCAGUGUGCUACUCGGGAUCAUUCCUCAUCACAAGAGUCUCAAAAUAAAUCUGAAAUUGACAAUGGUGCUGAAAAUGACCGGCAAUCAGUAGGGGGGGAAUCCCCUCAUGGUAACGCUAGUCCAUCGUCAAACGAUGGCAGUGUUGGUAGUGGUAAUGUGGCUUGCUCUGAGAGCAGCAAUUUAGAUGUGCCAGUAUCCUCAAAUCUCGGAAAACGGAGAAAAGAAUCUGAAGAGCCUACGCCAACAAAGAAGAAGAGGAAAGGAAAAUCAAAAACAACAUCUGAACGCAAAACAUCAAAACCUACAGGUAGUGACAGUGAUGAGGGUAACGAGGGAGGAUGCAAUCAAGACUCUGCUUCAUCAAACAGCAAAUCAACAUCACAUUUAUCCGGUUCAGGUCAUUCACCACGUCCAUCCCGAUACAAUCUUAAUCUUGAGGAGGGAAAAUACCUGGAGGGUGAGAAAAGGAUAGCAUUCUUGAUGGAGAAAAUUCAGGAAAUACGCAAAGUGUAUAUGAACUUGAAAGCUGAAGUGGCCUGUAUAGACAGGCGAAGGAAGCGAGCACGACGAAAAGAAAAUGUUCAGCACUCAUCCACAGCAGCUGAAACCGAAUAUUGUCGGUGACAGGGCCAGUAUCAAGAGGUUUUGUAAUCAUCUUCACUCAUCACCAUCUUCAAACCAUGCUUUUGUUCAUAAUGAUACAUGAUUGCCAUCCUACGGCAUGCUGCAGAGUACUGUGUACUGAUGUGUCAUUAGUUACAGUGCUAUUCCAUGGUAUGCAUGUGGACGGUACAACUGGGAUAAAUAUCAUUAACUAUUUAUAUACAUUAUUACUACUGAACAUUUUUCUUGUACAUGGUUGGUGCAUUUUACGAUGUGUACAAUUUACAGAUGUUUGUAAAUUAUAGGUAGCCUCUUAUCUCUUUUUCCACAAAUGUUCUAUUUUCAAGUACAUUGGAAAGAGAUGUUUCAGUAAGCAAGCAUAUAUUUUGUUGAAUGGUCAUUUGUAAGGAUAAAUUAACCAAUAUGUUUUAAUUCAGAUGAUGUAUUUUAACUGUGGUUAACUUUAUUUGUUAUUUUAACACUUUGCCCCAUUUUAAGUACAGUUUGACACUUCCCCAGCCUGAUGCCUGUCCCCCUUUACAAUCUCGGUGUAAGAUUUGUGAAAGCUUUACUGCUUUAGUUGAACAAAAAGAAUUGCAAAUUAUUCUUUUUUUAAAAAUGGAAAAUUAAUAGAAAUAUGAUUCAAUUUUAAGAUAUGAAUUAUGGCUUCAGAAAAGUCCAAAAGAAAGUUUGAAUAAAUUGUGGGGAUAUGUUAACUUUGAGAAUUGUGAUGAAACCAAGGUCGUUAUUUGCAAUGCACUUGUGGAUAAAGUUGUGAGGUACUUUUUUGUGCUGUUUUAAAUGAAAUAUAUAAAUUGAUUCCUUAGCAGAAUCUGCAGGAAGCGAUCAAUAUUUUACCUGGUUAACUACUUCAGCUUUAGGUAUGAACUUGUCGACCAUACAUUUUAAGAGGUAACAGCGGUGCAUAUGUUGGCAUGGCUGAAUAAUUUUGUCAAUAUUUUCUGGGUUUACCAGUUACUGACAUUACAGAGGUAGUCAUUUGGAAACAUCCACAAGAAACCCUCUGAACUCCGCUUUAUUUGUAGGAAGUUCUACAUUCUAAGAUUGAGCUAAAAAGCAAUUCUUGUUAACCUAGUUGGUAGGAGUUGUCUAUUUUUUUCUCAGGGGACAUUUUGAUUCAUCUUUUCACCACCAAUACAGAACAAUUUCAUGGGGCAAAGAGUUAAGAUAUAUAUACAGACCACAUACCAAAGAUAUUGUAGGUGGUUUCAUCAACUGCCUGAUCACAAUGGUUGGUAGGAGGGAAGAUGCGUUGUACUUAAAAGUAGUCACUAGAGAAUCAGAAGGCAAGGCAGCAGUAUUCGGCUGUGAUUUUCUUAUGAAUACAUGAAUUGUUGACAUUUUGAACAAAUAUCUUUUAAGCAUUAAGUAAAACUGGAGUCCACUGUGCAAUGUAUAGCAACCUACUGACUGUACAGGGUGUUUUUGCUAUUACUGUAUAUGGCAAUACAGUACUAAAGUACAUCAUAAAUGUUUUGCAAUGAAGGAUUUCGCAGAACAUGUGUGAAAAUUUUUAUAUUUAUUUAUUUAUUUGUUACUUGACAAAUAUAAAAUUUUUACAGAAUUUUUGUUUUUGACUGUUUUUGUUGUAUUAGUUUUUGAGCACCAGAAAAAGCAUGACCUGUCAUACCCCUUAAAAGGAUUUGUGACCUUUAAUAUCAUAGGGAACAAAAGUGAUAUUUUUUAUGCAAAUUAUGCAGGAGAUAUUUCACCCUGAUUUGAUAUAAUGUCCAAAGAUCAAUUUUGCAUAAAUCAACAAUGAAAUAUUCAAUCAACAACGUACGGGUAUGGCCGACUCCCAAUUUUAUACACAGUAUGUGGGUAUGUAUCAGAAAAAUGAUCAGUUAGAAAAAUCAAAUGGUAUGAAAGAUGGAACAUGGAGCAUAUGGAUUUUUUUUUUUGUUUUUUUUUAAGUACAGCAUAAUUUUUUCUCUACAAGAAAAAUAGUUUUGUAUAAAAUCACAAUGUUUUCGUGUGAGUUUUUUAAAACAGGAAUCACUUAAAUUAGGAAAUUUUGGUAGUAAACAGAGUUUUGCUACAGGUAGGACAUAAACAUCAUAAUAACCCUGAACUAUUGUAUCUACUUCAAUGUCUCUGUAGUUGGUGUAAGAUUAUUGUGAAGCCAACCACAUGUCUCCAAAACAUACAAAUGAUUAACCAAAUCAAUUUCUGUGUAUUUGGAUUAUCGUUAAAAAAACCAGUAGUUUAAAGUAAUACUGAACUGAGAUAGUACUCCACUAACUUCUGUCUGAAAAGCAAGUUUCAAAUAUUGAAGAUUGGCCUUUAUGUUUGUCAAGAACAGAUUUGGGAUAAAUCAUUCUCUAGGUAAACCUAAUCUUGCAUGUAAAACUAUAACAACAGUAGUACAUCACUGAGAGGAAGAAGAGAACGAAUCUGAAAUUGAGUCUUCCAAAUACUAGAAUUACUGAUGUUAUCUGUGGUAACUAGUAUAAAAGAUAUCUCUCUUUUUUAUAUAAUCUGACAAAGCACUGAGGACUUACAUUAAAGUGCUAUUCAAAUAUGAAGAGGGUUUUGUAUAUUACCCUAUUAACUGUAAUUGCUGGAAUACCAGUCAUAAUCUCUUGUAUGUGUCAAUUUUAUUGAUGAGUACAAUGUAUACGAUGGCAUUCUUUAACGUAAUGAAAUGAGCAAUAAUAUUAUAUUUGUGAUAUCAACAUGUUAUUCUGAAGCUUGUGAUACUGUUGAAAUCUUUCCAAAGAUUUAGAUAAAUUACAAUGUUUUCUUGAUAUCCCGGUUAGUGUAUGUGGGGGAUGAAUUGUGUGAUAAUAGAAAAGGUCAAUAUUUUUUUAAGUUAAGUGUAUUUGAAACCAUAUAGAAAAUACCUUAAGUAGAUGUUUUUAUUUUUCUCUUUGUGAUGUUUUUUUUUAGAAAAGGUAGAAUUCUGUCAAAUCAGUUUUCUUAGAGGCCAAAAAUGAAUUGACCUUUGCAAUGGUAAGAAUUCAUUGGUCCAAUCAGAAUGUUUGUGCUGUGCCAACAUACUGAAGUUCGUCAUCAAGCAAUAUGUAUUGUCAAAAUCUCAAAUAGGUAAAUACUAGAUUCAGUAACUUAUCAUGCAGUUCUCUAUCACCAGGUAAUCCUUAUACCCAGUACUUGCAGUUUUUUAAACUUGUAUAUGUUCUUGACUUCUUAAGGUGUAAUGGUUGCCAAUAUAAGGUUAUCUACCAGAAAUCCGAACCAAAGCAUGCUGUGAUGCUUACAAAAUCUGAGAUUCAUUCUGUAGAUCUGAUAGUUAUGGGUUACACAUUCCCGAAGGUCAUGUAUUGGUUGAAUCAAUAAUGCACAGUUAAUUAAUCAUUAUGAAUGUGUAGUCUUCUGUAUGGUUUAGGAAAGGAUCUGGAUAUUUCUGGCAGGUUGAAAUAAAUUUUUGCUAUCACAGCAGAUGAUCGAGGGGUUAUCAGGAAAAUUAAAUUUUCCAAUUACUUGUUAGAUAAUUUCAGUUAAUAAAACUCUGAUAUCGCAGCAAGAAAUCCCUGAUAACACUGGAUAGACCAUGCUGGGUUUUAUAUGAGGAGUAAAUUGAUACAGAUGUGAAGUGUAUGUGAUUAGCCUGUUACUGGUAACAGAUAACUGUGCUUUACUCUAUUAUAUCUAGCAUUACAGUGCUAUUUUCUGUGAAUAUUUUCCACAAAUGCCAUACCCACGAGAUUUUGAUCUCAUAUCAUCAGUUUUCUCCCUUUAAGUGAUGUGUUUUCCCCGUCAUUUUGUGUCGCUACAUAUAAAUGUGAAUUUGUGAAUAGAAAUUCGUCAAAUAUUUUCAACAUAUACAUAGCAAAUAAAAUGAAAGUUUUUGUCAGUACUGUAUUUCUGGUUUUUAAAUUUUGCAUCUGAUUCUUUACAUCUGAUGAUGGUGACCUGUUUAAAGCCAAAAUUGUUGACCUCUCCUCUUUCUCUUUGAAUAUGUACAAAUAAGUUUAAAUCUCCUGAACACCAUAACACAAGAUUUUUGAAGCAGUUCCAACAAUGAAAAUUGUGCAAAAUUGAUCAGAUUAAGAUUUCAUAAAAACAUGCAAAGAGGAAAAACAGUUAUAUCUCUUUAUGAUGGUGUCUUUCAGUAUAAAACAUGCUACAAUCCAUGGAAGUGGUAAGAGAUAUAUUGCAAAGCAUGAUCCUAUCUAACUACAACCAAAAUUAUGAGAAAAUUGUCAAAGAAUUGAUCAUCAACUCGAGUCAGAGGUAAAAUCUAGGUCCAAACUUUUGUUUACCAGAAUGAUUCUUGGUUACUUACGUAGUUUGUUUGGAGGUAUACCACUCCUACAGUCUCUUAACUAUGCAGCUGAAAAAAGUAAGACAUUUUAUAUUUCUGGCAGAGCUCGACUAAAAACCAAGAGGCAGAAAUCAUUACUAUAUUUCUAAGUGACGUUAAAUGUUAACAUGAUCAUUUGCAAAAGUUUUCAAGGAAACAAAACCUUGCUUGCCAAGAUUUUGCAACAGAAAAUGAAAUUCAUUCUCAUGACAAAAUGAAUAUUUUCAUAGAUUUGACAGUAAUUUAGAGAUAUACCAUGAAACUCUGGCCAUUCACAUGGUAUAUCUUCAUCAGAAUGUUCCUGUUUUGAUGAUCUCUCAAAUUCAUCUUUUAUAGUCAAAACCUGUGUCUAAGAAAACGUUUUCUUGUGCAUUGUAUGCAACUCAAAAAUAAUAUAUUCCAACUUUAUGGCAGCAUUAGGGAUUGCUUUCAUUACAUUAAUUUACCACAAUAUUUAGGAACAUUUUCUUUUAUCUGCUUGCCACAAGGAUGAUGCUUGAAUACUAAAAAGAAAAUUAAGCCUUACAACAUCAGUGCUGUUAUACACACUUCAAAAAAUUUAAUGAUAUGUUAUUUAAUCACAAAAGAUGGAACUCUAUUUUAAAAUCUAGAUUGCUGAUAUUGAUACAUCUAUGCAUGUUAAAAUCAUAUUUCUUGGCUUUGUGACCUUCGAAGUGACAGAUAAUGCUGUUAGCUUCUGACAUAAAUUUUAAUUACCUACCAAAAGCCUAAUCAGUCUUCACAGUAAAAAAAAAUGAUUGUAUUGAAAUUAGUUCGUUGUAAAGCUGUAUUUGUAAAGACUUGUAAAAUCAGGUGCGAUACUGUAAUCGUCCAAAUCACCAGAUAACCAACUUGGUGUUGAAGCAAGCUGUAAGAUUGUACAAAAGACACACAAGUGAUUUACACUUUUUCAUAAUUCAGAGUAAGUACAGUAUACCCUAUCGAUGAAUAAAACUGCAUCAUACAACUGUUUCGUACUUCUAGACAAUUUCUGAUUUUAUACCACGCUUCUUAGAAGUCGAUGUUUGGAUAUUUCAAUUUUGUAUUUGUAUGAAUGUUACCAAUGCAUACUUAGUAUGUAAAGGAUCGUUUACAUAACCAAAUCCUGAAGGCAGUGUUAAUAAGUUAUAGAUGUACUUCUAAUAAACCAGGUUUUGGACAACAGCAGGCCUUUUAGGAUUGCAUAGUGAUUCUUAUGUUCAUGUCAAGCAUCAUAUAUAAUUUAUUUGACUCAUUAAACAUUUAAAUACUAA